Molecule: messenger RNA, 5356 nt
Organism: Rhea pennata
Lineage: Eukaryota; Metazoa; Chordata; Aves; Rheiformes; Rheidae
Gene: GUCD1
Product: guanylyl cyclase domain containing 1
Exons: 6
Coding region: 60-773 (237 amino acids)
Source: RefSeq, a predicted model, not a curated record
GCCGGGCCGGCUGGCGGGGCCGCCAGUGAGCGGGCGGCAGCCCCGCCGCCGCCGCCGCCAUGAGGAGCCCCCGCGAGGCCGGGGAGCCGCUGCCAGUGGACUUCAUCCAGCUGAAAGUGCCAGUCAUCCAGCAGCUGUACCACUGGGACUGUGGGCUAGCCUGCUCCAGGAUGGUACUGCAGUACCUGAAUCAUUUGGACAAUGAUGAAUUUCAGAAAGCCAUCCAUGAACUCCAGUUAACAAAGAGCAUCUGGACCAUUGACCUGGCUUACCUAAUGAGGCACUUUGGUGUUAAGCAUAAAUUUUGCACCCAGACGCUUGGAGUGGACAAGGGCUACAAAAACCAGUCAUUCUACAGAAAGCACUUUGACACAGAGGAGAAUAGAGUGAAUCAGCUCUUUGCACAAGCCAAAGCCUGCAAGGUGCUGGUGGAGAAGUGCACAGUAACUGUUCAAGACAUCCAAAAACAUCUAUCCCAAGGUCAUGUAGCCAUCGUCCUAGUGAAUGCAGUUCUGUUACUGUGUGAUCUUUGCUCAAGUCCUGUCAAAUACUGCUGCUUCCUCCCCAUUGGGCAGAAGUGCUUCUGCAGGAAUCCUGACUACCAGGGCCAUUUCAUUGUGUUGUGUGGCUACAACAAAGCCUCAGGGAGUAUUUACUACAACAACCCAGCCUAUGCUGACCGAACAUGCAGCACCAGCAUCAGUAACUUUGAGGAAGCCAGGACAAGUUAUGGCACAGAUGAGGAUAUUCUCUUUAUCUACACAGACAGCUGACAUCCACACCUGAUACUUCCAGUCAUUUCUGAUGCAGCCUGCAUGGCAGCUGGCUGCUUGUCUCAGGACUGCCCCUGCAGAGACCUUGCUUCUGAAUUGCAGUGGGAUCUUAAACAAGGGAGGCUUUAUAGACAUUGAUAGGACUAUAUUGCAAUGCUGUCUUCACCUUUUUAUUCCUGAUGAAAUAUCUGAUUUUGCAAUGUAUAUCACACAUUUUUCCCCAGUUUUAAUACUGCAUGUUUGACAGCAGGGUUAAAUUGCAGGCCUAGAGUCUGCUGGCUUUGAGAUUAUUUUCAAAUUAAAUACAUGAGAAAAAGCAACAAAUUUAUGAACUUAAACACUUGGAAUACAUGCAUAGGUUUAGGUAAACAAAACUAGGGAAAAUAGCAAGUACCUGUUUCUCUCUUUCUUUCUUUCAAAGAAUCAAGGGCUGAUCUUCAUUCUAAAUGUAGGUAUUUGAAGUUCAGCAGGACAUUAUGGAAGGAAAAAGUAUUAACUUAAGCCAGCAAAGCAUUUUCACAAUUUAGAAGUGUUUUAUCAACAUUGUGUACAUUAUAGGAACGAAACAUAUUUAUGAAGGAAAUUGCCAAUUUAUUAAAUUCACCUUACACAGUUUUAGCAUUUAUGUCAAUGAAUUAAGUUUUAAAGUGUAGCUAAUGGUACUGUUCCCUUGCACUACAUACUUAGUCUCAUUUUUGGCCAACUCCUCUAGGAAUGAUGUCCCAGAGCUCUGUGUUAUCCCAAAAGUUCAAGCAAGGACAUUUUAUUUGGACUUAGGAGUAUUCAAGGGUCUUUGCAAGAACUUCUGUAUGUUAUGCCAUGUGCAUGUGCCAGUUUUUACACUGUCCAAUCUAAAUACAAACUUUAAACUGAUUAAACAAAUACAGAAAAUGAUCAUCCACAUACUAAUGAUAUACAUUUUAUGAGUAAUUUUAGAUACCUGACAGAAGAGACCAGACUGUAAAAGCCUGAUUUGUACUUUGAGGCCAAACUUUGCUGUUCUAUUAAUUUAAUGACCUUCUAAGAAGAGCUAAAACUAAUGAAAAAAACAGGGAUUAGAGACUUUCUGGGCUGAAGUAAAACAGCAGGAACUCAGAUUUUCUAGCUCUUCUUACACUACAGCUGUGUUUGGAUUAAAUUGCAGUUACUGUGCUCAGACAUUUUUAAAAUAAAUUAUUAGAUAGCAGCUCAUUCAUAAUCCUUUCAUGUAGUACCUGGGUUUACUUACUUUGAGGAGGAGCACUGUAAAGUAUAGGAGAUACUUACCUGGUUCAGACUUAUCCAUCACAAUUUCCUACAUGUCUUUAUCUUCAGUCCUGCCUAUUUUAAAGUGGGUAGAAAAAUAAACAUUAAUACUAAAUUAAAUCAAAAAAUUUUGUUUUGCCCUUAAGACAGAGAUCCCACACCUUUGGCAUGGUUUUAAGAACAGAACUCUGUGGAAUGACAACAAAAAGACAUUGCUAGUUGGUGGUGAAAAUAAUAAAUAGGAAUCUCUAAUUCCAGCAUGAUAAAGAGAUAAUAUUUGUAAGAGAAAACAUUUUCUUCUGUCAGUUGUUGAUUUACUGAAAAGUACCUGAGAAGGAGCUAAAAAGCCAAAAAACAAAACAAAAAAAACCCCAGGUGUUUAAAAUGCAGCAGCCUUCUUGAAUUUUGACAAAAAGUACAUGACAAGAAACCUACAGUGUAUCUGAUUCUGCUUAUUGUUGUCUAAGUUGGAAUACAUUCUGGAACUUGUAAGAUUUGUAAGACUCUGGAUGAAUAAGAAUUAAGUAGUAGAACCAGUAUACUAGUGCUAUCGGUAGAAUCCCAGAAAAAGACCAGCGUCAAAAACUAGCUACUGUCUUCUGGCUUCUCGAAAAUUAGCCACUAGCACACUACUGAUUUGGGAAACUGUAUGUCCAAAUCCAACCUCAUGAUGUUUGAUUUAGAGAGAUUGUAUUAGCAAUGUCACUCAUUAACAGGUGUGUAAACUACAGACUGAUAGGCUACUCCCUUAACCUGUGCAUUUUCAGUCAGUUAAUUUAUUCAAUACCAUUAAACUGCCAAAAGAUUUAUUUUUAGAGUGAGCUUGGUUUAGCUAAAUAAAACAAUUCUUACAAAAGGCUAAUAACUGAUGUUUAGCCUCUUACUGGAUUCAAUUAUCCAAAUGUAAAUAUUGAAUUGUACAAAAAAACCCAUGAACUAGAGGACAUGCUAAAUGGUCUGAAAUGCACAAAUGGGUAUAACAUUAUUGACUGUUAAGGGUUUGGUACCCAGGGUUCAGAUAGUUCGACAGAAGUGAAAGAUAAAAAGCUGUUUAAACCAAUAAAGACAAAAUUAGUGUUCCACCCACUGCAACAGGACUUCUUAAGGCCAAAUGGAAAAAAGUUAUGAAAGAUGAAAAUAGAAAGUAGGGGAAGAAGCCAACUAAAAAGAAUGCUGAAAGUUUACGUGACACAAAUUCAGAUUAAAAGAAAGCUCACUGAACAAAUAUUCAGAACACUGACAUUUUCUGAAACUUUGUUUUCCAUACCAAGAUUGCUUAUGAAAAGUCAUUUAAGAAUGUUUUGUCUGUCACUUCAUUUCCUUCAUUAUGUCCAUAGCAAAGAAAGGGAUGUUUUACAUGCAGGGAUUUUAUACAUAAAUAUAUUUUUUAUUUGUAAUAAGCCAUUCUCAAUAAAUGUUUAAAGUAGCAUACUUUACCUUGUAACCUUGUAACGUAAUGUAGCAGUUGCAUUUAUUAACUGGUUUACUAUGCAAAAAUUUGAAUGCUCUUUAGAGGAAGUGUUAUAUACACUAAGAGAGAAGUGAUACAGCUGAAAUUGUAAAGUGGAAUUUUUUAAAGAGUUUAAAUAUUUAUUUCAGCUGUAAGUUCAUAGUUAUUAGUCUCUAAAUUGUAUUCCUUAUGCACUUUCUAAACACUUACUCCCUAAACAAAAUUUCAAGACAUGUUAUAAAACUCAAAGUACCCCAUAUAUCAUUGUUAUCUAUGUACACUAGCUAUUCUGUGUAUUCCCCAACCACUGAAUAUCACAGCUCCUGGAAAGUGGUUUUCAUAACCAAUUCUGAGCUGACCCCUAAUAGUAUCUCUGUGGCUUUGUUUGCAAUGAAAAGCAUGCAUUUGCACCAGCCUAGUCUAAGCUGUUUAGCCAGUGUUUGUUAUUGUUGUCUCACAACAUAGCACUGAGCUUCUGGAGAUGUUAAAAGCAUCUGUCUUCAGCACUACUUCUGGACCCUGAAAAAGCCCUUCAAAGGCACUGUUUGCAAUUGUGAUUCUAAUAAGUAGGGUAAAGGGAAAUACAAAGACCAAAGUGGUCUUGCUUUAUAUAUGGAAGUCUUCAGUGGGUGCAGUAUAUAAAGAUCUUCAAAGAACUGAGAUGCAUCAAAUGGUUGGUAAAUAAGAAGAAGAAAAAAAAAAAAAAGAAAACAAUUAUGUCUCCCUUCUCCAUUCUUGUUAAAUUAAGCACCCAGGUGGAGAGUAAAAACUGGGAAGCAGAAGUAAGCAGACAUACACUAUAUAAUACAUUAAAAAGCUUAGUUAAAUAUUUUAAUCUCUGAAGUCACUCUUUCCAUCAAACUAUGUAUCUUGUACACAGUACUGGAAAAAUUUCAUAAUUUUGUAUCAAUGUAUUGCUCACUUGUUAUAUUUUUAGUAAAGAACAACUGAAGAGUGGAAACAUUAGCGUAAGUGACAAAAAAAGAAAAAACACCCAAAACCCAAGAAGACAUUUUAAAUUAUUUUACUUAACACAGUUAUGAAUGCUAUUAUUUAAAAGCUGGUUACAAGAAAUUAAAAUGACAACAUUAAAAUAGCAUCUUGUGAUCUACAAUAAAUCUCUCAUCCAAUAGUAUCUUUUAAUUUGAUUGUGUUGAGAUGAUCUCUUCCAGGACUUACUCUUUGAUUACAUUGGGUAUAAAAUCAGGCUGGACUGCAUCACUGAGCUCUUCUGCAUACAUUUCAUAUCUACCAGUCAUCUGGAAAAGAAAACCACAGCUUAAAUUCUGGUUUUAAGCUAUGAAAGUACUUCAGUAGAAAAUACUGAUGUCUACCAUUUUUUGACUCUGCUGUCAGCAACAGGUUUUUCAUAGGUGUCCCUGAGGGUAUUCGUGCUGCAGCGACUUUAUCCGUUAAUAGUACAAAAUAUUAUCAUUGCUUUGUGGUGGUACAGUAAGCUAAGAAAAGUAAGCACAGUCUGCAACAAUGACUCUGUGAGGGGUGAAUUGCUUCUUUCUUUCCACAGUAAAUUUUAGAAUGUAAUGAGGACAAUUUGUGAACUAUUCUGCUGCUGAUAAAUUUAGUGAGAACAUUAUUCUCAUGUCCUCUUUAGGUGUCACUGGAUGCAAAUACCCGAUAUUGGAGCAGGUUAAAUAGGUGACCAUUCACUAUCAAGGUUUUUUUCCAAUGGGUGAAUUAUGACUUCAUACUUCCUCACUACCCUGAUACCAAGAACUACCUCUGUCUUGGCCACAAAUGAGAAGGAAAUGAAUACUUCCUGUCAUAUAAACAAUAGCCGCAGCAAUCUACACCAUCCACACAAAACUCUAAUAUGCUGAAAGCACAAGACUUGAAGACAACAAAAAUAAACGUAAUUUUAUACAAAAUA